AAAAAAAAAAAAAGGCAGGAACAGACAGCAGAGUCACACAGGCUGUCUAACUCUACAGCAGCACAGUACAGCGGAUCUGCUGUGGAGGGAAGUACAGCAAACAGUACAUCACACUGAACCGCAUUCAUUUAUCUGCUGGAGAUCCUCUGCUUGAAGAAGAAGAAGAAGAAGAAGAAGGAGGAGGCUCUGUGAGCACCGCAGCAGCCUCCCCGGGAAAUAUUUCCACAGGAUUAACGAGAAGAAGACAAUUUCUGCUCGGUUCAUCAGGGGAACCCGCUGGAGAGACUCUCCUGAUGAUUGCUCAACCUAAUAAUAAAGAGGUGUUGUCCUGAUUGCUGUUGGUCCAGCACUGCUUAUCUGUAAGCAAGAUGUCGACCACCUCUGAAAACAGGAUGGAAGGGCCUCGCACCACGAGCCGAGAGAAAACCUACAAGAAGACCACGUCGUCGGCCUUGAAGGGAGCCAUUCAGCUCGGCAUCGGCUACACAGUGGGCAACCUCACCUCAAAGCCGGACAGAGAUGUUCUUAUGCAAGACUUCUAUGUGGUGGAGAGCGUCUUUCUACCCAGUGAGGGAAGUAACUUGACUCCUGCUCAUCACUACCCAGACUUCCGCUUCAAGACGUACGCUCCGCUGGCUUUCCGCUACUUCAGAGAUCUGUUUGGCAUCAAACCCGACGACUAUCUGUACUCGCUCGUAAAUGAGCCUCUGAUUGAGCUGGUCAACCCGGGCGCCAGCGGCUCGCUCUUCUACCUGACCAGCGACGACGAGUUCAUCAUCAAAACGGUUCAGCACAAAGAGGCCAAGUUUCUGCAGAGGCUGCUGCCUGGGUACUACAUGAACCUGAACCAGAACCCGCGCACGCUGCUGCCCAAGUUUUACGGCUUGUACUGCAUCCAGACGGGGGGCUUCAACAUCCGACUGGUGGUGAUGAACAACGUGCUUCCUCGCUCGGUCAAGAUGCACUACAAGUACGACCUGAAGGGAUCCACCUACAAGAGGCGAGCGUCCAGGAAGGAGAGGGAGAAAGCCCGUCCGACGUACAAAGACCUGGACUUUCAGGACAUGCAUGAGGAGGGGCUUUACUUUGACACAGAGACGUACAACAACCUGAUGAAGACCCUGCAGAGGGAUUGUCGGGUUCUGGAGAGCUUUAAGAUCAUGGACUACAGUCUGCUGCUGGGCGUGCACGUCCUGGACCACAGGGAGGUGGGGGAGCCGGGCCAGACGGGGGGAGACGGCAGGAGGAGCGUAGGUCAGAGGGUCCUUUACUCCACGGCCUUGGAGUCCAUCCAAGGAGACGGCAAGGCGGCCGAAGUCGUCACCACUGACGACACGAUGGGCGGCAUCCCGGCAAAAACACACAAAGACGAAAAGCUGCUCAUCUUCCUGGGCAUCAUAGAUAUUCUGCAGUCGUACAGAUUCAUUAAAAAGUUGGAGCAUUCGUGGAAAGCCUUGGUGUAUGAUGGUGAUUCGGUUUCUGUCCACCGGCCCGGGUUUUACGCCAGCCGCUUCCUCAAGUUCAUGAGCGUUCGGGUCUUCAGGAAGAAUCAGCCAAUUCGAUUCUCCCCCUCAAAGAGGACUCGCACCUCCAUCCCUGCUCUGAAGUCGUCCUCGCAGGAGAUCCUUUCAUCGCAGGCGGACGAGAGGCGCGAGGACGAGAGGAGGGACAGGCUGGGAGGGGCCCGCAGCCUGGCCAGUCUGGAUGGACAAGCUGUCUUUGGUUCGUUCCGGCGUCCCGAUCUGGUCCCUGCCAACCCGUCCUUCUACGACGCGUCCUCCAUGGGGACGAUCUCCACCUCCUCCAUCUAUGUCAAUGUGGAAAGCCAAACAGGAGAGAGGGAUGAUGUUGCAUCCAGCUCUACGUUCACGCUGGAGGACAGCGCCAUCUGCCUCACCUCGGAGCAGAGCACCGUAGAUGUGGACAUCGAUCGGGACGACGGAUCCGUUCUUGACGUGUACUUGUAAAAGCUUUACACCCUUCAUUUCCUCCUGCCACACACAAGACAAUCUCCACACUCCAUCGGAUGCUCCAGGCUGGAAGUCGGUCUCCACGCCGAGUUCUGCUCCAUCCUCAAUGCCAUUUGUUGUUUGCCAAUUCCAAAGGAAGACCCCUGAACGCCUCUCUGGUUGACGGACCUCUGCACAGUUGGAACAGUACCAAUGUGGCAUCUUUUAAAAAUGUGCUGAACUUCAGAUAGUGUUGCUUUUCUGCAGCAUGCAUCAAAGCAGCGCUAUUUAGUUUUUUUUUUUUUUUUUUUUACAUGUAUUUGUUUUUCAUUGUGCUCACCAAGAUUUCAUAGUGUAUCUAGAUAUACGAGGAUAUAUGCACAAGGAAAUGCUAGAUUAAUGUCAAACAUUUCUUUUCUGGUGGCCUGAAAGACUUUAAAUCUUCGCUGCAGCACAAGCUGCUGGUAAGAAAUGUUUACAGUGAAUUCAAAGAAGCAUCAAGACGGCUUCACGAAGGACCGACUCGCUUGAACAGACUUGAUCACGGAGCUCCUGAGGCCAAACACAGACUGCGACGUGGCCAAAUGUUCCCAACAAGGCGGCCAUUUGUGCCGCCUUGGAGAAACAUGAGAAAAGACCGUUUGUCGAUCUUGUAUGAGACACUUGCGCUUGGUAAAAAAAAAAGGCACUUUUGACACUGGUUAUGAUUGCUUUAAGAAAUGUUUUCUUUUCUCUGAGGACAUUGCUUAGGUUGGUGGUUCGCAGGACAAUAAGCACAGAGUUGGAUGUGUGAAAAUGCACUUUUUUUUUCUUCUUCUUUCCUCUACAAAUGCACAUGUGUUUUAUCAUUGACACUACAUGUAGAAACGAAGGAACAAACACUGUGGAUCAUGUACUACUAGUUUUGUGAGGUUGGCCUCGCGACUGGAGACGGUUCUGUUCAGGAAAACGUACGUCGUCCCGAAGAAGUCGAGACGUCCUUACCGCUGUCUGAUACCUCAUCAAGACUGUAGCCAACUGUAACUGUUCAACUCUACAAUCAAGACAGAUGAGAAUAAUUUAUUACACAACUCGUGAUAAUUCACAAUCUGCUGAAAUAAUAAUAAUAAAAACACUUUAAAUCACUGAAUGUAAAGAUGCAUAUUUAUGUACAGGAAAGCUUCCUAUAAAUAAACUUCUUUAAAAUUCA
Poecilia reticulata (guppy) is the source of this 3138-nucleotide messenger RNA. It is a transcript of the gene pip5k1bb, whose product is annotated as phosphatidylinositol-4-phosphate 5-kinase, type I, beta b. Gene Ontology annotation, biological process: phosphatidylinositol phosphate biosynthetic process. Gene Ontology annotation, cellular component: plasma membrane. Lineage: Eukaryota; Metazoa; Chordata; Actinopteri; Cyprinodontiformes; Poeciliidae. The record is from RefSeq and is a predicted model, not a curated record. Gene Ontology annotation, molecular function: 1-phosphatidylinositol-4-phosphate 5-kinase activity.